AGUCAUUGCCAUGCUGAUCAUGUUGACAGACAAACUGUUAUUCUAACGUGAAGUCAGAUAUAACAAUAUCAUUAAGAUGAGGUCGUUAAUUGUCCUGUUCUUCCUGGCACAAAGCGGAUGGGCUUCUCAGUGUGGCAAAGAUUCGGGUCCAUCAGGAGUUGCCGAAUGCGUUCAACUAGAGAAUUACAACCGAUAUCAGUGGUCAACCUGCCUCACUAAUACCUAUAUCCAACAGAAAAGUGGACAAAGGCACAUUUGUGAAGACCCCACUGCAACUUACUGCCUGUACCAGUGUAUGCUUGAAGUGCAUAACAAAACUUCUGGCCCAGUGUCAGAGGUCUGUUCUUGCAAAAAUGCCAAUUCAACAUUCAGUCCAUACAAUCUCUCAACGAACACGUCUUUACCUUCGCAAUGCUACAGCCCCUCUGGUAGUUCUUGCGACUGGUAUCGCAACUGCUUGGAGAAAAAGUAUCCUUGUGAAGCUACGAGCAAUGCCUACGCCAUACGAUACGCUGAAAAGUUUUGCAAGUUGUACGACAAGCGAUACACAUUAUUCAGUGCAGACGGGCAGAUGUGGGUGGACGGUGUUCGUAAAUGCCUACAGGUCGUUCUUGUGCCAUUGCUACGUCCGUGGAUGAAGCCAACGUGCCAAGAGAUACGAAAGACGGCGUUUGCUUCUCACAGUCCAUGUUACUUGCGUCCUGGCAGAGGCGUGCCAUCAGUUUGUGAUCUCGGUUGCUGGGAAUACUUCAAGAUCUUCUGGACCAUCAAGGGCUCUUUCACCGAGUUAGACACAGCUUGGGAGUCUAUCAAAGGAAUGUGGAACAUAGGAACCAAAUGUGGUUUACACAGUCAGAUUCGUAAAUGCCUUAUUGGAAGAAGUGCGUACCCAGUUAAAGUGGCAAAACUAGAAAUCCAAACGUUUUCACAACGCAAAAGACGUUCCAGUGAUUCCCUUUCAGAAGCUGAUGCCAGGAGUAGGUUCGCAGAUGGAGUUGGCUUAGCCAUAGCAGGUACCUUGAAGUGGAACACGGAUGUUAUGGACUGGAUUGCCCAUCCGGCCAAUGGUGCAAACUCUGGUGAUCCAGAAACCUUACACAUCAUCAUUGUCUUGGUAGACAAAAAAUCGCUGGGUAUUGUUAAUACAUCGACUCCAUCUGUUAAUUUCGACCAGACCAUGUUAGAAUUUGCUUCCGCUAUAAAAGAAGGGCGACUGUUCGUGCAGGUUCAUGAGUCCAAUGUUUGGGUCAAGUCCUUGGCAACCUGUUCUGAUAAAUCGUGUGACAACCCACAGACAAUGGCUGUUUCGGUUAGGUCUCCAAACUGGAAUGGUGCUGUUGGGAUUUUCCAUAUAGAGAUUGCACUAUGUGCAGUUAUUGCUCCUCUUCUCAUAUUGAUGGACAACACUGUCGUUUUAAAAUAGAAGCAUUGCUGUAUUGGUUCCGCUUGUGAUGCAAAGUAAAAUUAUAUCAGUGGCUGCUGGAAUUGUGUUACCGCGAUUUUCAAGGUAAUCUCGAAAUUAUUAAACCACCGGCGCCUUGAUCAUUUUGACGGAAAAACGAACAGAUUCCUCUAUAAUAGCUAAAUUUUAUGCUUACAUCUUAGAUUCAUUUGCCUAGCUGGCGACUCUGAUCGUUAGUACAUGUAGGAAGGAUUAUAACCUUGCUUAAAACGUAACUUUUCCAGUAAAUAGUAGCAGUUCUACCCGUUGCAUACUGCCCGAUUGGAACCCGAUAUCAAACUUUGUAAAAUCACCAAGUAUUUCAAAACUCCUAUUAGAUCAUUUGAAGUUAUCAAAAAAUUGCUGAAGCGAAAUUUCAGAUGUAAGUCUACAGUUGUAGGUAAUUAGGGAAUAAUCAAGAUUAUCAGAAAAAGUGUUCAGUGUAAAUGAAAAGAUAAAAUUGUAAAUUCAUUUCAUAAAUCAGAUUCCUUACUUUAGUAUAUUCUCUUAUUAACUUUCCUCAAACAAACAAAAAAAAUUGUCUUUUUACUCCAGGAAAAUAAAAUGUCUUGAUAUUUCCAUAUUGUGUGGGAAUGAGAAAUGAUAUCAUUUUCCCGGUUCUUGACUGAGUAGUUGCCAUUGUUUUGAGGUCUUGCCUGAUAAACUUGUGCUUAGUGACUGUUACUCCUGUUCUUCAGCAAGAAGUGAAGAUAACCAUUUUUGUUUUGUUACCCUUCUUCCAAAAUAGUAUGCGCGAUAUCAAUCCAUCGCAAUUUACCGCCUAGCAUUAUCGCGCAAAUACAACAAAACUAAAGAUCUACGCUACUUUUUCCCCUGUGAUGCAAAAAGCGGCACUGCCCGAGUCGACCAAAAAAAAGUCGAAAGUCGAAAGGAGUAGCCACUAGAUUUUCACUGUUUAGAACCCAGAACUCUGUUUUUAAUGCAAAGAUAUAAUGGGAAGGCAAAGGAGGACAUGAAGGUGUCUUCUCUUUCUUAUGAUUCCUCUAUCUUGGCACCCGUACUAGCCAGUCGCUCGCUCGUUGUUCGUAACAACAGAGCUAAGUAAGGGCUGAGCUGGUGGCCCAGACCACCACGUCUUCUUCUACAGUUACCACUGUAGUUG
This is a messenger RNA of Orbicella faveolata, 2564 nucleotides long. RefSeq lists its product as uncharacterized. NCBI's taxonomy places the organism in Eukaryota, Metazoa, Cnidaria, Anthozoa, Scleractinia, Merulinidae. The record is from RefSeq and is a predicted model, not a curated record.